Molecule: messenger RNA, 3632 nt
Organism: Pseudonaja textilis
Lineage: Eukaryota; Metazoa; Chordata; Lepidosauria; Squamata; Elapidae
Source: RefSeq, a predicted model, not a curated record
UGUUUUUUGGGUUUUUUUUUAAACCUAUGGCGGCCGGGUAGAGCCGUUUUCCGUACAAUCUCGCGGUUUCUCUUUUGAUGCUCUCGAUUAAAUCUCGGUCGGGAUUAGAAGAGGGAACGUGACCGGGAAGUGGUUUUCAGGGUAACGGACCGCUGUGCUUGGCUGUGGGCGCCACCCCGCACCCGCGGGCGUGGACAGGCAAGGGUAGGCCUCAGGGCCGCGUCAGCCCAUAUGAAGGUAGUCUUCCCUUGCUCUCAGCCUCUUCUGCCUUUCGUGGCUCCGCAGAAAAAAGUUCUCGGUUCCUUCUCUUUCGUGGAGCAUUGUCCACUCACCCGGCCCCUCUGGCCUAACGUGGUCUUUCUCUUAAGGACGGUCCUUGGACGGUGGAGGCAGCUUCAGUGAACAGAGAGUCCCUCGUUUCUGCCCUAAAGUGAAAUCGUCCCCCCGCAAACAAACCUGCGUUUUUCUGCCAUGGUACCCGUUAAGCCCAACGACGGUAGCCCGGGUCUCUAUAAGGCUAUGGGAAAUAAAGAUGCCCAGCCCCCCGAUCCCGAGGGCAACCCGCCCAACUCCUCUCUCAUGAAAGCCCUGGACGCAGUUAUAGCAGCGGGGAGACGUGGCUUGCUGGGUCCGGCGGCCAUGGGAGCCCCUGAAAGUGUUCCCGCCGUGAACUUGGAGGGUUGCAACGGAGUAGCAGCUUCUGGGGGAAACUUGAACCCUAUUCCGCUAGUGGCGAGAGUCGACAAAAGGAAGAAGGCAGUCAAUGAGAAACGUACCGCUGUAAUCACGGUGGUGCCCUCCGCAGCAGCAGGUGUCGGAAAUCUGCAACCUGCACCAAAGGAAAUAUGGAUAUGUGGGAAUUCUGUGAUCUUGGCAUCAAAAGAAAGAGCGCAAAGUCGCCCACAAGGAUUGCAAUUAGGCAUCUCAACUUCACGGGCAAAUGUGUAUUGGCAUGGGAUACAGAGCAUGAUGUGGACACAGCUUAUACCUCUUUUGCAUGAAAUUUAUCAUCUUCGAUCUCCUCCAUCAGUAAUAAUAAUUCAUCUUGGUGAAGAUGAUCUGUUUCCCGAAAAUAAUACUUCAGUCAUUAUCUCAAUGAAAAAUGAUUUAGGUAUUCUUAAAAGAGCAUUCCCAGAUACUGUUAUAGUUUGGUCUUCACUGUUACCAAUACGUAUUUGGAAAAAUGAUCCAAAGCAUAGAUCUACAGAAAAUGCUCAAAUUGUGGUUAACAAGAUAAUGGUAAACUAUUGCAAUAAAAUUGGUGUGCACUUUCUGUCACAUAAUUUGAUUACCUCUGAUAAAUCACAUCUCUUCUUGCCAGAUGUCAGUGAUCUGUCUGAUGAGGGAGUUGAUAUCUUCAUAGCAAAUCUGAAGAAGGUUUUAAGAUUGUAUCAGAUUUUGCAGUAGCUGGGAAAGAGUUUUUGAAAAGCAGUCUGUAUAAUGUUUGGGAAGAUUGGUUUUAUUAUUACCUGAAAAAAAGGAGACAUGAGCUGACUAUAUCUAUACAAUAUAGCUCAAAGUUUUCUCUCACAGAUACAUUACAGAUUAACAGAUGUGUUCCUAUAGUUAACUUUUGGUCUUCUGUAACAAUUGUUAAUGAAACUGGGUGUUUACUCCCUUGGAGGGUUAUUGUAAAAUAACAUCAUAACAUCACAAACUUGUUAAGUAGACAUACCUGCUUGUGCCUUGUUUUUUUUCUAUCUUACUCUUUAAAGAAGCAGUUUCUAUUAUAUUUAAUAUAUAUAAUAUUAUAUAUAUGUAGAAACAUAUUGAAUAGGGUUUUUUUCUUAUAAUAAUAUCUGAAAGAAAUGGCUGAGGUUGGACAUGAAAGAGUAUUUUGUAAAUAACAGUUAUCAAAAUACUGUAUAUUUAAUAUGGCUGUCAAACCACAGUUGACAAAUAGUUUAAUCCAAGAACCUAGUGCCAUUGAAGGCUAUUACCUAGUAAGACAUUUAGGAAUUUGUAAGGUUCUGUCCAAAAGCAUUGUGUCAAAGAGGUGACUUGGAUCAAUAGCCAUGACACCAAACAAAAGUUGUUUUCUAGCAUGGCACAUUCAGAAAAUUAUUAUGGCGUUUGGCAGCAUAUUGCCCUGUAUAUGUUUUUUUUCCUUCAUUUAUUUUUGGACGCUUAUAAGAUUAAAUACUUUUAACAGUAUGGAUUCUAUUUUCUUAAUAUUAAUACUUAAUAUUAGGAAUUUUCUGUAUAAGCAGUAUUUCUCAAUAAUAGUGGUUAAAAAAAAGCUAGCUAUAACACCCAUAACAAGUAAAAGAAAUUCAAGUGGAUUAGUUGGCCUGUCAGAGAAAAUACAAAUAGCUACCUAUGAAUUUAGCAGUAGUGACUUAGCUUUCAGAUUUCAUAUAAUUGUUCCUUAAGCUGGGGAAAAGAGAAAAGGGAAAAAGAGAAAAAUGUUGCUGGUAAAAGUAUAAAGUAAGAAUAAAGCGCAAUAGUCUUAAAGGGGGACUGCAUUGUUUCUUCCUCCACCCCAUCUUGCGAAUUUUAUCUGAUAACAUUCAAAGCUAGUUGUUAUUUCCAUUGUUAGUUGAAAAUGAUAGAAAAAUCAUCCUUUUGUUCGUAGUUUUUAUAAGAAUAAUCAUCAGGUUAUUUAUACCCUUUUUUACUGUUUCAUUAUAAAUCUACAAAUUACUAUUUUAUUGGGAGGAUUUGGAUUAUACUGUACAUUACAUAAUAACCAUAAUAGCAUUUAUUUAGACUGAGGAUGAUCCCAUGCAUAUUUCAAACACUGGGGGAAAAUAUUCCAGAAAGAUUAUGAAACUUUAAUAUGCCACCUGUCGGUAUGUAUGUGAGACAACAGGAGUUAAGCAAAAGCCAUCACUUCUAAAUCUUUGGCAGUCAUGGCAUUAUUCAAAGGAAAUGAAGCAGAUUUACAUUAUAAUAAAUUCACCUGUCCGUGAAUUGAUGUUUCCUAACAUUUGUACAGUUUUAAUACUGUACUGAUAUUACUAUAGGAAUUUGAUUAUGAUAAUCUGUGAGGAAUAUGGAUAUGUGUGAGGAAGACUAUGAAAUGUAAACAGAAGUUCCAGCAACAUCCAAAUACUAUUACAUCUUUAACUUUUCUAUAAAAGGUGUAUACACAUUUUGACUUUCCAACUAAGUUUGUAAUUAAGAUGUGCAAAAAUUUUGUCAUGGAACAUUUAGCUUUCAAAAUGAGUGAUUCUGUUUUUGGAACAAGUUGUUUUGAGCAUUCCAGAAGUACAGUAGUUUGUUUCUGAACAAGUUGUAAUGCCCCUUGAUCAUGUUUGAUUCUGACUACAACAUGCAUAACUCCAUCAGGCUACUACUAGAGCACAUUCAAGGCUCAGAAAGCUGCUUUCAAAUUCAAACUGCUUCCAGAAAACUGAAUGGUCUGUUUGAAGUUCCACUUACCUGCCUUGGGGAUAGAUCAGUGCGGUUACUUACUGAUCGCUAAUGCCACCAAUCUGCAUCUUAAUUUGUUAGUAGGUCUAACUCUUUGAAUUAGCUAAGUGUCCAUUAGUAACAUGAUCAUUAUUGAAAUCAUAAUACAAUUUAUGACAACUUUCAAGGGAGUUAUUGCUAACAAGUACAUUGGGGAAUUAAUAAGUGGCAUGGCGCCAUACUAUAUGAUUUGGAAUAAAAAAAAUAAGCAGUUUAAA